Messenger RNA from Trematomus bernacchii (emerald rockcod), 642 nucleotides. RefSeq names its product synaptonemal complex central element protein 3 (gene syce3). Lineage: Eukaryota; Metazoa; Chordata; Actinopteri; Perciformes; Nototheniidae. The transcript is spliced from 3 exons. The record is from RefSeq and is a predicted model, not a curated record. The coding region runs from base 97 to 357 and encodes 86 amino acids. Gene Ontology annotation, biological process: reciprocal meiotic recombination; synaptonemal complex assembly; spermatogenesis.
UUUAAAAUGAGAAGGCCACUACGUCGGUUUUUUUUGGGUUAGCGCGAGACCUUUGUUUUUAGUUCAAACCAACUUGCCGAAGAACAGCACUCAAUCAUGGCCGAUUCAUCUGCGCUCCCCGAGCUUCCACAAGAAAGCAUCAACGACGCCUUGCAGGUGAACAAGGAUUUGGAGAGAGUUAUAGAAGCCGUGGAAGAUAUAUCCUUGCAGUUGACCUGGAUGGGUUAUGACAUGGUGGCACUGCGGACCAGUCCCGAGCUGGGGACUUCUAUGCAGAAACUGGAAGAAGCAUAUAAUAAAUGCAGAGCUAUUAUCUGUGGAGACCGACAAGAGCCCGAGUCAGAAAGUAGCAUUUGACCUGAGCCCACCACCAUAGCACCUACUCAGAUGUUAUUUAGAGUUUUUAGUUGACAAGAUUACACUGAGACUAAGUGGAACGCUUGUAAAAGUCGUUUUUAUACGUUGCUAUGGAGAAUGUGUAUUUGGACCGAUGGUUCUGCCUUUUUGUCUUUAAAACAGUAUUUCGUAUUCACUAAUGCCCAUACUGAGCUCUUUGAGUGUGUUUUUAUUGUUGCAUGGUCUGCACAAUUUGCAUGUUUUGGUGGUGAUGGAGUGUUCUGUUUCUCCUGAGUUGAACAAUAA